CUAUAUAGAAACGAAAAAAAAUGUUUAUUGUCCGUUUUUUGGAAGGCCGCUCUAACAAAGUGCAAUCUUAUAAAAAUGAAGAACUUAUUCCACUUGAAUCUCCUGUAGAUGAAAGAACUACACUUUUAGAAUCACUGUUAAUAGGUCACGAUUUAGAAAAAAUUGAUCAAUUAAGUUCUUUAUUAGUAAAAGAAAAAACAAUUCAAUGUUCUUUAUUAUUUCAAUUAUGGAAUGGAAUGGUAACGAAAGAAAACAUUUUAACAGAUGACGGAAAAAUUCAAAAAAAAUCAAAUAUUGAUUUAAGUGUAACCCUAUCGGAAUCCUGGAUUCAUGGAGAUAGUCACGAAUCAACUACAAGGUCUCAAUGGGAUAUUUUUCGUUAUAUAGAAGGCGAUACUGUAUUUUCGAUAUGUGAUUUAAUUACACCUUGGCAAAACAACGAAUAUAUUUUGGAGAAAAUUUUUUAUGAGCUAAAGUAUUUGCAAAAUGAAAAAUGUAAAAUUUUUGCGAAUUUUUCUCAAACAAAUUCUGAUUCCUUAAACAAUAUAAUGCCGUUGCCGGUUGAAAUAGAAGAUUUAAAUGUUCAAGAAUGGUGUAAUCUACUUGACAAAUUGAAUCAAAUUUCCACUUCUGUCGCCAAUGUUUCAAUACCAGACUAUUCUAAAAGUAUUUGCGAUUUAAAUAAAAAACAAGAUGAACUUACAUUUCAGUUUUUUUAUUUAAAAAGAAGAGCAAAGUUACCCGAAUGA
This is a messenger RNA of Hylaeus volcanicus, 749 nucleotides long. RefSeq lists its product as uncharacterized. The coding region runs from base 21 to 749 and encodes 242 amino acids. The transcript has 3 exons. NCBI's taxonomy places the organism in Eukaryota, Metazoa, Arthropoda, Insecta, Hymenoptera, Colletidae. The record is from RefSeq and is a predicted model, not a curated record.